This is a messenger RNA of Solanum stenotomum, 545 nucleotides long. Its product is annotated as LOB domain-containing protein 1-like. NCBI's taxonomy places the organism in Eukaryota, Viridiplantae, Streptophyta, Magnoliopsida, Solanales, Solanaceae. The record is from RefSeq and is a predicted model, not a curated record. The transcript is spliced from 2 exons. The coding region runs from base 24 to 542 and encodes 172 amino acids.
CACAAAAUUGUAGUAGAAUUAACAUGGAAGAGAAAAGUGAUUAUUCUUGUCCUCAUCAUCCUUGUGCAGCGUGCAAGAUCCUUCGUCGGAGAUGUGUGGAGAAAUGUGUGUUGGCACCUUACUUUCCCCCUACUGACCCACUCAAGUUCACCAUUGCUCAUAGAGUCUUUGGUGCUAGCAACAUUAUCAAAAUGCUACAGGAGCUUCCGGAGGAUCAAAGAGCAGAUGCAGUGAAUAGCAUAGUGUAUGAGGCGAAUGCAAGGAUUAGAGAUCCAGUAUAUGGUUGCGCCGCGAUAAUUUGUCAGCUUCAAAAACAAAUAAGUGAGCUUCAAGCAGAUCUUGUCAAGGCUCAAGUAGAGAUUAUGAAUGUUCAGACACAAAAUACCAAUUUGGUGGCAUUAAUUUGCACAGAAAUGACACAAAAUCAAGAAAAUAUUAAUAGCACUACUGAGUCUCCUGGUCAUCAACAAGCUUAUGGAAAUUCCAACACUUCUUUGGAAGAUAACAAUGUAUAUGCACCUUGGAAAUCACUUUGGACAUGAUUA